CCAUCGUCAACAUAUUGGAAACCAAAAUUGUGUGCAUAAUAUUAUCUGCUUACAUAACAGCAUAUACAUCCUGAUUUUCUUAACCCCUUUGAGUUAACAUCUGUAUCCUCAGUUUGCCCGAGGAAAUCAGUUUUGAGCGUGAGUUUCAAGGUACCUCAUUGGGUACGAUAUCGCUUCUCUUCUAUACAAGGGAGAACAACAAUACACCGAUCAAAGGUACUUUUUGAUUCACUGGCACAAAAUGCAGCACCCAAAAGGAGUACAAGAACAGCCAAGGUACGAAAUGAUUAACUUCCGGGGAAAUCGAUCCACCUCCAAAAAUGAAAACAGAACAACUGGACAGGUCAACGAAACGAAACUUAAGUCUCUAAAGCCUGAAGAAGGAGAAACCGAAAUUGAGGAAACAAACGAGUUUCCUCAUUCAGACCUGAAUCGUACUGGGGCAGUCUAUAAAGUCAUUGCGAAUAACGCUGAGGGACCCACGGUUGACAUAAAGACAAAGUCCUGCGUGGACCACCGAGAUGCAAUCUACGACGCACUGAACAUCAUCGCUGAAACAACAGGACAACAAAUGAAUUCAUGCCGCCGCACGAUGUGUUUCACGACUGCACUACUGAUGAUUAUUUUUCUCAUAGCUGCAGCUGGCCUGACUUUGACUUUGAUGAUGCUUAUUUCAGGGAACACCUUAAGUUGGAAUCAAACGCCUACUUUACCACCAAAGGCUGUUGGAAGUGGAAGGGACGAUAAUCAAGAAAUGAAAUUGAAGAUUUUAAAGCUGGAAGAAGCCUUAAAUCUCACCCGCUUUCAAGUUCAAAAACUCAAGAUCGAACUACAGACACAAAAGAAAGCGUUGGAGAACCUAACAGUACAGGAACAAAGCUGCAGCCGCUGCACUGGUCCACCAGGCCCUCCAGGCCCACGCGGCCAAAUAGGACCGCCAGGCUUUCCAGGCGCCCGCGGACCCGUUGGCCCUAUGGGUCCCAAUGGUACAGCUGGACCAGCGGGUCCUCGAGGUUUAAACGGUUCUCAGGGCUCACCAGGGCCUCGCGGUAUUCCAGGAGCAAUGGGGCCGCGCGGAUAUAAUGCAUCACGAGGAUUACCAGGCCCCCAAGGACCAGCUGGAAAGAACACGGCUUGGAAUGUGAGCCUUUGUCAGUACAAGAACAAGAAGGAAGUUGCACAAACAGCAGGGGCGUCAGCAAAUUCAAAAGUCAUUCUACGAGAGGAUGAACACCCGGGGAUGAAGAUUGUUGCAGCUACUUGCUCAACACACAAUGCUGCAGAGUACGUCUUUGGUGAUCCAAAAAUUGACCCCAGAACAGGAACCAUUGCGUACAAUUGUCAUUGUAAAGGAAAAUCACAACUGUUCCUGGGUGCUAAUAGCAUGCAGUGUGUUAUUCACUACUGGAUCUGUCCAAUCGGAAAUUAA
This is a messenger RNA of Pocillopora verrucosa, 1429 nucleotides long. RefSeq lists its product as uncharacterized. NCBI's taxonomy places the organism in Eukaryota, Metazoa, Cnidaria, Anthozoa, Scleractinia, Pocilloporidae. The record is from RefSeq and is a predicted model, not a curated record.